Messenger RNA from Alternaria burnsii, 3855 nucleotides. RefSeq names its product high-affinity methionine permease-like protein. Gene Ontology annotation, molecular function: transmembrane transporter activity. The record is from RefSeq and is a predicted model, not a curated record. Lineage: Eukaryota; Fungi; Ascomycota; Dothideomycetes; Pleosporales; Pleosporaceae. Gene Ontology annotation, cellular component: membrane. Gene Ontology annotation, biological process: transmembrane transport. The transcript is spliced from 10 exons. The coding region runs from base 1 to 3855 and encodes 1284 amino acids.
AUGACCGCGAUUCCUGACGACGACGCAAAGGUUGCGCGGUACACAAACGACGAGACCUCACCCCCACCGCCAGUUUACGAAGAUGGUAGUGUACAGGAAGACAAUGCUUAUGUGUACGAUGACUCUCAGAAGCUAGGCUACACAGCCACGGUUUUCGUGAUUCUGAAUAAGAUGAUCGGUACCGGCAUCUUCUCUACUCCUUCCGGUAUCUUCGCUGUGACGGGCUCUGUCGGCGUAUCGCUCUUCCUAUGGAUUAUUGGCGGUGUUCUCACGUUUUGUGGGCUCAGUGUUUUUUUGGAAUUUGGACUUGCGAUUCCACGUUCAGGUGGCGAAAAGAACUAUCUGGAGCGCGUCUAUCGUCAUCCUAAGUAUCUCGCAACAUGCGUUCUUGCAUCGCAAAUGCUUUUGCUCGGCUUCUCAUCCGGUAACUCCUUGGCGUUCGGACGCUACGUACUGUUCGCUUCUGGCUCGGAAGCACCCGAUGGUUGGGCGGCGCGUGGCAUAGCCAUUGCUUGCGUGACCUUUUCUGUCGGCCUCCAUGCGACAUUUCCAAAAUGGGGCAUCCGUCUCUUCAGCAUCCUCGGCGUGUUCAAGGUCUUCAUUCUCCUCUUCAUCGUCUUUUCAGGCUUCGCUGCCUUGGCCGGCCAUCUGAAGAUAGAGCAACCGCACAAUUUCGACAAUGCAUUCAGACUAGAAGUUGGUGAUGGCUACGGUGGCGGUGGCUCCUACGAAUACUGUCAAGCUCUGCUUCGUAUCGUCUACUCGUACAAAGGUUGGGAAAACGCCAACUAUGUGUUGGGCGAAAUACGGAACCCGAAGAAAACCCUGGCUUGGUCAGCACCGCUAGCAAUUGGCGGAACUACCAUCCUGUAUGUCCUCGCGAAUGUGGCUUACUUUGCUGCGAUUCCCAAAUCCGACCUUGCAAAGAGUGAGGUCAUCGUGGCUGGUCUCUUCUUCCGCAAUGUCUUCGGUAACAGCGCUGGGGCGCGAAGUCUCCCGGCCUUUGUAGCCCUUAGCAACUUGGGCAAUGUGCUCGCAGUUAGUUUUGCCCACUCGCGGCUUAACCAAGAAUUCGCGAAGGAGGGCCUGCUACCAUGGAGCCGAUUCUGGGCAUCAAACAAGCCAUUCAACGCGCCUGCAACGGCGUUGUUUCUCCACUGGCUAAUUACAGUUAUCGUGCUUGUUGCACCUCCUGCUGGUCCUGCGUACAACUUCAUCACCGAUUUGUAUACCUAUCCCGGCGCAUGGAUCAACGGUUUCGUCACCGCUGGUCUGAUCUACUUACACUACAACAAACGUGAACGCUGGGAGUCGCCAUGGCAUACCUAUCUUCCCGUUGCCGUUCUUUACUUGGCUGUAAACAUCUUUCUCGCGCUUGUCCCCUUUAUUCCUCCGGAUGGCGACUGGAACGCAGAUGGCUACCCAUACUACGUGUUUCCGAUUGUUGGUGUUAGCGUCCUGCUUCUGGGUGGAUUCUACUGGGUAUGCUGGACGAAAAUCUGGCCGAAACUUGGUGGAUACAAGAUCGUCAGUGAACGCUACGAAGAUGCGCAAGGCAACGAGCAUGUGAAGGGUCCGGUUUUCCAACUCCUGUUUUACACACUUCGAACAAACCUGGCUGACAUUACGACUCGUACUCGCUCAAUGACGACAAUGGGUAAGACUUCUAGCAAACCGAAGAAUGAAUAUCCCGGGCUUGGACUUCCUCUUCGUAACUGGGAAUGGCGGAACUACGGCUUCUAUCCCAUUGGCUCCCAUAGCAAUUGCUAUGGGAGCGAUUCGGAUAUCAUCACCGUUCGGGAGCUCGCUAUGAUGGACAUCAUGGAGAAGCUUACCGACAAAGUCGAUUGGCACAAGAAGGUGUUCGAUGACGCUAUCAUCGCUAGGUGGCGUAAGGAGGCCCUCUCCAUUCCCGAUGAUCACUUUUGGCAACUGGCCGUUGGUGCGAAGAGACAGUAUUGGACCCAUGACGAUAAUCAACUCGAGCUUCACAACGAUAGGUGCAAAUGCGAAUUGGAGAAUAUUCUAGACGAGAAUACAUUUGACACUUGUGUUCAAGAGCUUCGUAGCAAAGCCAAGUAUUUUGAACAGUCGGGCAUUAUUCCAUCUCUGGAUGCGUGCGCAUCUGUGGCGAAAUCUGACACGCUUGUUACGAGCGAGCUACACGCAAAUCUGCGCAAGGCUUUUGACGAGCUGAAGUCGGACCACGCUGUUUCUCCUGACUGGCAUCCGAAUUCGGAUGAUAUGGUGCAGGAUCUAGUACAUCCAUCCAUGUAUCCGUUAGUGUACGGCCGAAGUUGUGGUUUUAGUGAAGAGCACGUCGGUGUGGCGGACGCCAUUGAGUGCUGGGCUGGCAAGGGUGAGAUCAUUCCACAAGAACCCCCUGUUGAACUUUCAAACAGCGACCGCUUCAGCUACGGCACUGGGGGCUCUAACAUUCCGCCUGAGUAUUGGUCGAACACGUACCAAUGGCUACCAGCCAACGUCGCUUUCCAGAACGAUGGCACUGUAAAAUUCACCAGCUACAUCAACAAUCUACACCCUACGAAAUAUUCCGAGAUAUACCGUACCAUCGAGAAGCUGGUCGAAACAUCGCUCCCUUUGUGGGAUCAGUGCUUGAGAUUGGCAGUCGGCUAUCACAAAUUUGAAGGAGCCGGCCGUAUGGAUACCCGUACAGGUAAACCCGAUAACCCUGACGAUGAGAAUGAGGAGAACUGGAUUCCUGAUCAUAAGGAAGCGUGUGCUGAUGCAGAGGUCAGCGAAGAACAGUUGAGGGAUCAUGACUACGACCCUGAAUAUUAUGAAACUGAGGAGGAGCGUGCAGAAGCUAUGUUGGAAGCCAAGUGGCAGGCUGUCCGCAAACCUCGCUUGCAUCCGGUUCCCUUCAAUGACGUAUCCUACAUUCCACAAUCAGGUAAGCGUCUUGCUGACAGGUAUCGCGAUUCGGGACUCCAGAUCAUUGUCAAGAUGGCGUCGAUCGAGCUCACACCCGAGAAGCCUGAAUUUCCCGUAGGCGGAUGGCAUAUCGAGGGGCAAAUGAACGAGAACAUCUGCGCCACAGCUCUCUACUACUUGGACAGCGAGAACAUCACCGACAACAGCCUUUCGUUCCGUAUGCAGACUUCAUAUCACAUAAACGAUGACAAUGACUACCCUGUUGGACAAGACGCCUAUCAUUGGAUGGAGGCGGUAUAUGGCACCAACUUGGGUGGCGGCGGCUCGCCAUGUUUGCAGAAUUAUGGAAACGUCCAGACGCGCCAAGGAAGGCUGUUGGCCUUUCCCAAUGUCUUCCAACACCGCGUUUCACCUUUCAAGCUCAUCGACCCCACAAAGCCCGGUCAUCGUCGCUUCAUCGCACUAUGGCUUGUCGAUCCCACAAAACGCAUCAUCUCGACAGCAAACGUCCCACCUCAACAGAUGAACUGGUACGCCGAUUCGCUCCUUGGAUCGAACGAUAGGGCACGUGGAGAAGCAUUGUCAAAGCUACCCCCAGAGCUCAUAAACCUGUUCGCAGAGGGAGGAUUUACUAGCGUUUCUGCUGCUAGAGAAGCCCAGCUUCCUGAGGAGCUCAUGGAUUUCGUGCGCAAAUAUUUUGAUGAUGACAAGCACUCGCUUCCCAUGAGUUCUGAAGAAGCGAGCGAACAUCCUUUCCUGUUAGACGUGAGGUCAUUAGGAUCACUAUCGGAGUACCUCGCCCCAUUCAUUGUCAUGGACACGAUUUCUUCGUCAUUGCACGGGGUAUGGGAGAUUACACCGAUAAUGUUCCUCCUAAGCUCAACCCGCCGCAUCGCGACACCGCCAUGCCGCCAGCUUCGGGCUACCUCGUCACGACUUAUGCAAUGUCACAUUGGCUGA